Quercus robur (English oak) is the source of this 387-nucleotide messenger RNA. Its product is annotated as thioredoxin-like protein AAED1, chloroplastic. The coding region runs from base 37 to 378 and encodes 113 amino acids. The record is from RefSeq and is a predicted model, not a curated record. Lineage: Eukaryota; Viridiplantae; Streptophyta; Magnoliopsida; Fagales; Fagaceae. Gene Ontology annotation, molecular function: antioxidant activity. The transcript has 3 exons.
UUCCAAGUUCCAACCUGGGUCGAAAAAUCCGAAGCCAUGGAUGUGAGGGCCUCCACUUCGCCGUUCAGCCCAAAUAUCGCUGACACCCUCGGUGAUGCUAACAUUUUCACCGCCGCUGGUGACUCCGUCUUCUUCAAGGACCUCUGGGAUCAGAACCGUGGAAUAGCUGUUGUUGCACUUUUGAGGCACUUUGGAUGCCCUUGCAGUUGGGAACUUGCUUCUGCUCUGAAAGAAGCGAAACCAAAGUUCGACGCAGCUGGUGUCAAAUUGGUGGCAAUUGGCGUUGGCACUCCUAACAAAGCUCGGAUUCUUGCAAACCGGGUUUGUUUCUUUCUCUUCUCAUGUUACCUGAAUGUAUUUUCGGCACCAGUUUUGUAAAUCUCCGUU